UCCGCAGAGCUCAUGUGGAGUUGGUCUAUGGUGAUUUGCCUGCUGUUCUCUGACCGGGGUUUGAAUAUGAUGGGAUUAAACGAGGGUAGCGCCGUGGACAUUGCCUUGCACUGAUCAGUCUUCAGCCGCGGUCCCUAAGAAAGACACAGUCCAGGGUGCAAAAAUGUCAGACAAGAUGUCUAGUUUUUUGCAUAUUGGGGACAUCUGUUCCCUCUAUGCCGAAGGGUCAACCAAUGGCUUCAUCAGCACACUGGGUCUUGUAGAUGACCGCUGCGUGGUUCAGCCGGACACGGGAGACCUGAACAACCCCCCCAAGAAAUUCCGAGACUGCCAGUUCAAACUGUGCCCAAUGAACCGCUACUCUGCACAGAAACAGUUCUGGAAAGCGGCCAAGCCUGGGGGCAACAACACCACAGACACCGUGCUGCUGAACAAGUUGCAUCAUGCAGCUGACCUGGAGAAGAAGCAGAACGAGUCUGAGAACCGCAAGCUGCUGGGGACCGUCAUACAGUACGGCAACGUCAUUCAGCUUCUCCACCUGAAGAGCAAUAAGUACCUGACUGUGAACAAGCGUCUGCCCGCCCUCCUGGAGAAGAAUGCCAUGAGGGUGACUCUGGACUCUGCGGGGAACGAGGGCUCCUGGUUCUACAUCCAACCCUUCUACAAACUGCGCUCUAUCGGUGACAGUGUCGUCAUUGGGGACAAAGUGGUCCUGAACCCUGUAAACGCUGGCCAGCCACUUCACGCCAGUAGCCAUCAGCUGGUGGACAACCCAGGGUGCAAUGAGGUGAACUCGGUUAACUGCAACACUAGCUGGAAGAUAGUCCUGUUUAUGAAAUGGAGUGACAACAUGGAGAGUGUUCUUAAAGGGGGUGAUGUCGUUCGGCUGUUCCACGCGGAACAGGAAAAGUUUCUCACCUGCGAUGAAUACCGGAAAAAGCAGCACGUCUUCCUCCGCACCACUGGCCGCCAGUCUGCUACUUCCGCCACAAGCAGCAAGGCCUUAUGGGAAGUGGAGGUGGUGCACCCUGAUCCCUGUCGGGGUGGAGCCGGCUACUGGAACAGCUUGUUCCGCUUUAAGCACCUGGCCACUGGAUCCUACCUGGCUGCGGAGGUGAACCCAGAUUAUGUAGAGGAGAACCCGGAACCUCGUUCUUCUGUUGGGGAUUUUAUCCCUUUUAAUUUCCAGCUGGACUCCGAGCACGAGGCCCUGAGAGCUCGGCUCCGCCCACCUCAGGGAAAGGUCAUGUACAGUCUCGUCUCCGUCCCUGACGGCAACGAUAUUUCCUCCAUCUUUGAGCUGGACCCAACCACCUUGCGAGGAGGAGACUCCCUGGUGCCCAGGAACUCGUACGUGAGGCUGCGACACCUGUGCACCAACACGUGGGUCCACAGCACUAACAACCCCAUUGACAAAGAGGAGGAGAAGCCGGUGAUGUUAAGGAUUGGCACAUCUACUGUGAAGGAGGAUAAGGAGGCCUUUGCCAUUGUGCCAGUCCCCCCUGCAGAGGUGCGCGAUCUGGACUUUGCCAACGACGCCAGCAAGGUUCUGGCCUCGAUCGCGGGCAAGCUGGAGAAAGGAACGAUCACGCAAAAUGAGAGGAGGUUUGUCACCAAACUGCUGGAGGACCUGGUGUUCUUUGUGGUAGACAUCCCCAAUAGUGGCCAAGAUGUGCUGGAGAUCAUGGUUAACAAGCCUGACCGGGAGAGGCAGAAACUGAUGAGGGAGCAGAACAUUCUCAAACAGAUUUUUAAGCUGUUACAGGCUCCAUUCACUGACAGCGGUGAUGGCCCCAUGUUGCGUCUGGAGGAGCUGGGCGACCAACGCCACGCCCCCUUCCGGCACAUCUGUCGCCUGUGCUACCGUGUCCUCCGCCACUCCCAGCAGGACUACCGGAAGAACCAGGAGUACAUCGCCAAACAGUUCCGCUUCAUGCAGAAGCAGAUUGGUUACGACGUGCUGGCCGAGGACACCAUCACGGCCCUGCUGCACAACAACCGCAAGCUCCUAGAGAAGCACAUCACAGCUGCGGAGAUAGACACCUUUGUCAGUCUCGUGAGGAAGAACAGGGAACCCAGGUUUCUGGACUAUCUGUCCGACCUGUGUGUGUCCAUGAACAAGUCCAUCCCCGUGACACAGGAGCUUAUCUGCAAUGCCGUUCUGGACCCCACUAAUGCCGACAUCUUGAUUGAGACAAAGCUGGUGCUGUCACGGUUCGAGAUUGAGGGCACGCCGACUGGGGAGAACCCAGCCGAGUCUGAGGAGGAUGAAGAGGAGGUCUGGCUCUUCUGGAAGGACAGAAACAAGGAGAUUCGCAGCAAGAGCAUUCGGGAGCUGGCCCAGGAUGCCAAGGAAGGCCAGAAGGAGGACCAGGAAGUGGUCAGCUACUACAGGUACCAGCUGAACCUGUUUGCGCGCAUGUGCCUGGAUCGGCAGUACCUGGCCAUCAACAAGAUCUCAGGCCAGCUGGAUGUGGACCUGAUACUGCGCUGCAUGUCGGAUGAAGACCUACCAUACGAUUUACGGGCAUCUUUCUGCCGACUGAUGUUACACAUGCAUGUGGACCGUGACCCACAGGAGCCGGUCACCCCCGUCAAGUAUGCCCGACUGUGGUCCGAGAUUCCUUCCCAGAUCGCCAUUGAUGACUAUGAUAACAGUGGCACCACCAAAGAUGAAAUUAAGGAGCGCUUUGCCCUCACCAUGGAGUUUGUGGAGAAUUACCUGCGAGAUGUUGUUUGUCAGAAUGUUCCCUUCUCGGACAAAGAGAAAAACAAACUAACCUUUGAGGUUGUGAAUUUGGCUCGCAACCUCAUAUAUUUUGGCUUCUACAACUUCAGUGAUUUGUUGAGGUUGACUAAGAUCCUGCUGUCUAUUUUGGACUGUGUCCAUGUCACUACCAUAUUUCCCAUCAACAAGAUUGAGAAAGGCGACGAGAGCAAAGGUAGCAAUGUCAUGAGGUCAAUCCAUGGGGUAGGUGAGCUAAUGACCCAGGUGGUCCUAAGGGGAGGGGGUUUUCUUCCCACAACCCCUGCCAAUCCUCCUGAUGGAGAUGCUGUCCAGACCCAAACAGAGCCCGAGAAGGAGGACAUUCUAGUAAUGGACACCAAGCUCAAAAUAAUAGAGAUUCUGCAGUUUAUUCUGAAUGUUCGUCUAGACUACCGAAUCUCCUGUCUGCUCUGCAUCUUUAAACGGGAGUUUGAUGAGAGUAAUUCCCAAUCAGAUCUACCGCCAGGAACCACCCAGGAUGGACUCAACAUGACGGGAUCACUGAAUUUUGAGAACAUUGAAGAACAGGCAGAGGGGAUCUUUGGAGGAAGUGAAGAGAACACACCCCUGGACCUGGAUGACCAUGGUGGGAGAACGUUCCUGAGGGUCCUGCUCCAUUUGACAAUGCAUGACUACCCUCCCCUGGUGUCCGGUGCUCUCCACCUGCUUUUCAGACAUUUUAGUCAGAGGCAGGAGGUACUGCUAGCCUUCAAGCAGGUCCAGCUCCUGGUCACAAACCAGGAUGUGGAAAACUACAAGCAGAUCAAGUGGGACUUGGACUUGCUGCGCUCCAUUGUGGAGAAAUCUGAGCUGUGGGUGUAUAAGCGGCAGGGAGAAUCCAUGGAUACAGGAGAUGGGCCUUCCUCCGAGAUGGAACAGAAGGGAGACUCUGGCUCUGAUAAGAAGAAGCAGGAGAGUACCAGCAGUUACAACUACAGAAUAGUGAAGGAGAUCCUCCUCAGGCUCAGUAAGCUGUGUGUUCAGGAGGGCUCAUCUGGAAAGAAGAGCAAGAAACAGCAGCAGAGGCUUCUUCGGAACAUGGGGGCCCAUGCUGUGGUCUUGGAGCUCUUGCAGAUUCCCUAUGAAAAGGGAGAAGAUCUGAGAAUGCAGGAAAUCAUGAAGUUGGCUCAUGAGUUUCUGCAGAACUUCUGUGCUGGAAACCAACAGAACCAGGCGCUCCUUCACAAACACAUUAACCUCUUCCUCAAUCCUGGGAGUCUGGAAGCCCUCACCAUGCAGCACAUCUUCAUGAACAACUUCCAGCUGUGCAGUGAAAUCAACGAGCGCGUGGUACAACACUUUGUCCACUGCAUUGAGACCCAUGGCCGCCAUGUCCAGUACCUCAAGUUUCUGCAGACCAUUGUCAAGGCUGAGAACAAAUUCAUCAAGAAGUGCCAGGACAUAGUAAUGGCUGAGCUGGUGAACUCAGGCGAGGAUGUGCUGGUCUUCUACAACGACCGCGCUUCUUUCCAGACGCUUGUGCAGAUGAUGCGGUCGGAACGUGACCGCAUGGACGAGAACAGCCCUCUUAUUUACCACAUCCACUUGGUGGAGCUGCUGGCCAUUUGCACUGAGGGCAAGAAUGUCUACACUGAGAUCAAAUGUAACUCGCUACUCCCCCUGGAUGACAUUGUUCGUGUGGUGACACAUGAGGACUGCAUCCCUGAGGUGAAAAUUGCCUACAUCAACUUCCUGAACCACUGCUAUGUUGACACUGAGGUUGAAAUGAAGGAGAUCUACACAAGCAACCAUAUGUGGAAACUGUUUGAGAACUUCUUGAUAGACAUAUGCAGGGUAUGCAACAGUACAAGUGACAGGAAGCAUGCUGAUAACAUUCUGGAACGCUACGUUACCGAGACGGUCAUGAGCAUUGUCACCACAUUCUUCAGCUCCCCUUUCUCAGACCAGAGUACCAGUCUCCAGACUCGCCAGCCGGUGUUUGUCCAGCUGCUGCAGGGGGUCUUCAGGAUUUAUCACUGUAGCUGGCUCACGCCAACACAGAAGGCCUCCGUGGAGGCCUGCAUCAAGGUGCUAUCUGAUGUGGCCAAAAGCCGCGCGAUAGCCAUCCCAGUGGACCUGGACAGCCAGGUGAAUAACCUGUUUGUCAAGUCCAACAACAUUGUGCAGAAGACGGCACUGAGCUGGAGGCUUUCCGCUCGCAACGCAACCCGCAGGGACUCGACCCUGACCACCUCGCGUGACUACAGGAAUAUCAUCGAGCGGCUCCAGGAUAUCGUGUCGGCGCUGGAGGACCGUCUCCGGCCACUGGUGCAGGCAGAGCUCUCGGUCUUGGUGGACGUUCUCCACCGUCCUGAGCUGCUCUUCCCUGAGAACACGGAUGCCAGGAAGAAGUGCGAAAGUGGGGGCUUCAUCUGCAAGCUCAUCAAACACACCAAGCAGCUGCUGGAGGAGAACGAGGAACGGCUUUGCAUCAAGGUGCUGCAGACUCUACGGGAGAUGAUGACCAAAGACCGUGGUUACGGGGAGAAGUUGAUUGCCUUUGAUGAUGAGAUGGAUGUGGCUGAGCUGGCCCCCCCGCCGGAACCAGAAGCCCCCACUGAGGAUGCUGAUCCGAAUCAGCCUCAGAAGCAACUGGAGGAUCAGAGAAGGGGUGAAGCACUGAGACAGAUUUUGGUGAAUCGUUACUAUGGAAACUUCAGGCCCAGUGGGAGGAGGGACAGCCUGACCAGUGUGAGCAAUGGUCCCCUCACCCCCGGUGGCCAGGGGAAGACCCAAUCAGGUGAGCCGCAGAGAGCUUGUGUGGGUCCGUGUCUGUCUGGAUGCAUGGAUCCUUCUACCUGUGUGUGGUGGGGAGACGAGACAACGAGCCCAUCUGGCACUCGCUCCGAGGACGCCCCCGGCAGCAGCUCAGCGAGCGUAACCGCUCCCGGACGGGGAAAGGCGGAGCAGCGGGGGCCGAGGUAUCCCGGCGGCACCGUGACAUUUCCGCCCACGCGUCAGCCAGCACCGGGGGCUGCGGAGGGCAGGCUGAGAGCCGCCCCGCGCACAACUGGCAGGUUUCGCACCUACAAAUGGGACCGGCGCCGGGCAGGACGGACCACCUUCAUGCUGAAAUGGUCCAUGCCGGCUGCGGCAAUUUCAACACAGGCUGAUGCACCUGUAACGACUUACUGUAAGCUGACGGGCAUGAGUGUGGGCAAGGUUAGCAAGGGGCUCCGUUGCCAUGACAACCCCCGGCUGACGCGUCAGUGCGCAUGCAGCUUGGCCGUUUCCCAGCAGACGGCCGAUUCUCGGGCCGCCCCCACAGCCGCCGCCAUAAGCGGCUCGGAACGGGACCCUGAGACCCCACCUAGGAUCGCGACGCUGCUGAAUCACCCUACCACCCCCACCCCCGCCGAGUCCGUCAGUUCGCAGAAACAGCCAGCCUCAUCUUGCCGCAAGUUCAGACUUCUGGGUGUGGACUUCUCCUCCUUCUCCUACGCCUCCCGUGACACUGGACCUCUGCCAGGCUUAUCUCCCCCCGACCGAGAGAUCCGGGGGCACUUCCUGCAAAAGCGUGCCUCGCCAUUCGGUGCGGGCUGCCGGCAUUCACGAGCACCUUCUCCGCUCUCGCAGCGCUCGUUUUACUGCCGCCUGACCGAAGACAAGAAAUCCGAGAAGUUCUUCAAGGUCUUCUACGACCGGAUGAAGCUGGCCCAGCAGGAGAUCAAAGCCACUGUGACGGUCAACACCAGCGACCUGGGCAGCAAGAAGAAGGAUGAUGACGCCUCCGAUAAGGACGCCCCUGCACGCAAAAAAGCUCAGGGGACCGUGAAGGAUGUCGUCUCUGUGGUGACGGAAGAAGCAAGGGAGCAGCUGCUGGAGGCCUCGACGGUCACCAAGAAAGCAUUCUGUUCGUUCCGGCGUGAAGCCGACCCAGAAGAGCAUACGACCCCAGCCGACAGUCCAACCGGCAUCGGUGACAAGGGCCAGGAUGACGGGGAGAUGAGUGUGAUCAUCACUAUCAUGCAACCCAUCCUUCGACUCAUGCAGCUGCUCUGUGAGAACCACAACCGAGACCUGCAGAACUUCCUGCGCUGCCAGAACAAUAAGAACAACUACAACCUGGUGUGUGAGACACUGCAAUUCCUGGACUGCAUCUGUGGCAGCACUACAGGGGGUCUGGGCCUGUUGGGGCUCUACAUCAAUGAGAAGAACGUGGGACUCAUCAACCAGACCGUGGAGAGCCUGACUGAGUAUUGUCAAGGCCCGUGCCAUGAGAACCAGAAUUGUAUCGCCACCCAUGAGUGCAACGGGAUUGACAUCAUCAUUGCCCUGAUCCUCAAUGACAUUAACCCCUUAGGGAAGAAACGGAUGGAUCUCGUUCUAGAACUCAAGAACAAUGCUUCCAAGCUGCUGCUGGCCAUUAUGGAGAGCCGGCAUGACAGUGAGAACGCUGAGAGAAUCCUGUACAACAUGAGACCUAAAGAGCUGGUGGAGGUAAUCAAAAAAGCCUAUAUGCAAGGAGAGGUGGAGGUCAAGGAGCCUGAGAAUGAUGAGGAAGGAGAGGAAGAGCACUCAGCCUCACCUCGAAACGUCGGCCACAACAUCUACAUUUUGGCUCAUCAGUUGGCACGGCACAAUAAGGAGCUACAGGCCAUUUUGAAGCCCAGUGGGAACUACGGGGACGGUGACGAGGCCCUGGAGUUCUACGCGAAGCACACAGCUCAGAUUGAGAUCGUGCGGCUUGAUCGCACCAUGGAGCAGAUAGUCUUUCCUGUGCCAAACAUCUGCGAGUUCCUGACCAACGAGUCCAAGUUGCGAGUGUACUACACCACCGAGCGUGACGAGCAGGGCAGUAAGAUCAAUGACUUCUUCCUGCGUUCUGAAGACCUCUUCAAUGAGAUGAACUGGCAGAAGAAGCUGCGAGCUCAGCCUGUUCUCUACUGGUGUUCACGCAACAUGUCCUUCUGGAGUAGCAUCUCCUUCAACCUCGCCGUGCUAAUGAACCUGCUGGUGGCAUUCUUCUACCCCUUAGAGGGCAGCCACAAAGGUACUCUGGAGCCACACCUGUCCGCCCUGCUAUGGAUUGCCAUGCUGGUGUCCUUGGUCAUAGUGAUCAUCAUGCCCCAGCCACAUGGGAUCCGAGCCUUCAUCGCCUCCACCAUUCUGCGCCUUAUCUUCUCGGUGGGCUUGGAACCCACUCUCUUCCUGCUUGGAGCCUUCAACGUCUGCAAUAAGAUCAUCUUCCUGAUGAGCUUUGUGGGGAAUCGAGGGACAUUCACCAGAGGCUACAGAGCUAUGAUCAUGGAUGUCGAAUUUCUGUACCAUGUGCUCUACCUGAUCAUCUGCAGCCUUGGUGUGUUUGUCCACGUCUUCUUCUACAGCCUUCUGCUCUUUGACCUAGUCUAUAGAGAAGAGACCCUGCUGAACGUGAUCAAGAGCGUGACACGCAAUGGCCGCUCCAUUGUCCUCACUGCAGUAUUGGCGCUUAUUCUGGUCUACCUGUUCUCCAUCGUGGGCUACAUCAUCUUCAAAAAUGACUUCAUCCUGGCGGUGGAUAGGAUCCCAAAUAAAACGCUGGAAAGUGGAGCCAGCAUGCUCGGGGAGUUCCUGUCUGCUGGAGUGUGCCGGAAGGAGAGCGGGGACAAUUGCUCGAGUGAUGCUGCCGUAGAAGCAGCGGCUGCUGCACAUCCACCUGCCCUGGUGAUCGAAGAUAAGGAACGUACCUGUGACUCCCUGCUGAUGUGCAUCGUCACUGUCCUAAGCCACGGACUCCGCAGCGGAGGCGGGGUCGGGGACGUCCUACGAAAACCGUCCAAAGAGGAACCCUUGUUUGCUGCCAGAGUCAUCUACGACCUUCUCUUCUUCUUCAUGGUCAUCAUCAUUGUCCUCAACCUGAUCUUUGGAGUGAUCAUUGAUACCUUUGCCGACCUGAGGAGUGAAAAGCAGAAGAAAGAAGAGGUUCUAAAAACUACUUGCUUUAUCUGCGGCCUGGAGCGUGAUAAGUUCGACAACAAGACGGUGACCUUUGAGGAGCACAUCAAGGUGGAGCACAACAUGUGGCACUACCUGUUCUUCAUUGUCCUGGUCAAGGUGAAGGACUCUACUGAGUACACGGGUCCCGAGAGCUACGUGGCCAAGAUGAUCAAGGAGCACAACCUGGACUGGUUCCCCCGCAUGCGUGCCAUGUCUCUGGUCAGCAGCGAUGGUGAUGGUGAACAGAAUGAGAUCCGCAACCUUCAGGAGAAGCUAGAGUCUACCAUGAAACUGGUGUCCAACCUCUCUGGGCAGCUAACUGAGCUCAAGGAGCAGAUGACAGAGCAGAGGAAGCAGAAACAGAGGAUCGGCCUCCUGGGGCACCCCCCCCACAUGAACGUCAAUCCACAGCAACCAGCAUGAGGAGAGGAGGACUGACUGACAGCUGAUGGGAGGAGGGAGGGGGAGAGUCACAUCAACAGCCGCUUUGCGUUCGCUUAGGAGUCCAGAUCCAGUGGAAAUGUGGUGUCACAUCCCGAGCCAACUUGAUGAGUGUGUAGCUUUUAUCUAAAUUCGCCCUUAGGACACUUUUAAGCCAAACCGGUACCAAGGAUUCCUCGCUCACACCCCCCCUGCCGCCCCUCUCCUCUGCACAGGACUACGGGCCACGCAUUUUCUAUAUAAACUCAUGUGAAUUUUCAUCUCAUGGCCUUUACUGGGUGAACUUGAAACACAGCAGCAGGGCUGUACUGGACUGUGAGGAAAUGAGAGAUGCGGUGAAAGAUCUUUUUGUAUUUACUACUAGUAGAGCAAGCUGUAUUUGUCUUAUUUUUGUAUGAUGUGCAAUAUGAAUACUUUAUUAUGCAAGGACCAUGACAUUUGAGCUGUAAAUUAUGUCUUAAAGGGAUGGUAUCAGUCUCCAAAAGUUGACUUGUUUCUCUUUUGCUUAAUGAGUUAAAGAAGAAUAAACUAUGUGUGGGUAGACGUUUUAAAUAAGAGGACUUACGUUUCCACUUAGGAUAGGGAUCGGACCAAUAAUAUUGCAUGUGCAAGACUUUCUGGUUUUAUUUAUUUUAUUUGAAGUAAAAUUAUUAUCUAAAUUAUUCACAAAGUAUUAAUAUAAAUUGUAUUUUGUCUGGAGGUUUUUGUUCAUCUAGGUUUUUGUUUUCCAUGAAUGACUGUGUCACUCAGAACACCACUCGUGUAUAAAUGUCUAUUAUAUUUAUGUUCAUAUAUAUUGUUGGGAAAUAUUGUUUUAGAACAGUAGUUUUCAGGGUAGGCCAAUACUUACUGUAUUAGUUCAGGAAUGGUGAGGCUGUAAUGAUUGUUCAUUAAAAUUAAUUCUGAAUUGCA
Paramormyrops kingsleyae is the source of this 10039-nucleotide messenger RNA. Lineage: Eukaryota; Metazoa; Chordata; Actinopteri; Osteoglossiformes; Mormyridae. The record is from RefSeq and is a predicted model, not a curated record.